CAACCUUCAUUUACUUCUUCUUUCGAAUUGAACUGUUGACUAAGCAAUUUUCAAAAUAUGUCUGAAGAAACCAGUCCGUUGAUUGAAAGAGCUGAAGGCUCUCAAACCGAACAAACACGUCCAGGCUAUGUUCCAAAAGACCAAAUCGAAUUUGAGUUUGGUGGUCCAGCUGGUGCAUUGGGUAUGAUGAUUGGAUUCCCACUCCUCAUGUAUUACAUGUGGAUUAGUGCUCAGUUUUAUGAUGGGAAGCCCGCAUGGCCAUCCGAUGGGCAAUCGUGGUCAGAGUUCAUUUUGGAUGACUUGUUGCAAUUUUUCAUUGAUUACGGUAUUCCAUCUUUCAAGACUAUUUUCAUUUUCACUUUAUUUAUGACUGUUCAAGGUAUUUUCUACUUGACUUUACCGGGGGUUUGGACUAAAGGUCAACCGUUAUCCCACUUGAAUAAUAAACAAUUACCUUACUUUUGUAAUGCUCAAUGGUCUUUCUAUACUACCUUGACUAUUAUUUUGGGUUUACAUUUCUCUAAUUUAUUCAAAUUACCUUAUAUUAUUGAACAUUUUGGUGAGUUUAUGACCAUUGCUAUCAUCUACGGUAUGACUGGCUCGGUUGCAUUAUAUCUUGUGUGUCUCUACGUCACUGGUGAUUAUCACCGUAUGACUGGUAACCAUAUUUAUGAUAUGUUUAUGGGAGCACCUUUAAACCCAAGACUUGGUAAGUACUUGGAUUUAAAGAUGUUUUUCGAAGUUAGAAUUCCUUGGUUCUUCUUAUUCUUUUUAUCUUUGGCUUGUGCUUUACAGCAAUUAGAAGAUUAUGGAUAUGUUACCCCACAAGUUGCGUUUGUUUUAUAUGCUCAUUGGUUAUAUGCUAACGCUUGUGCUAAAGGUGAAGAACUUAUUGUUCCAACCUGGGAUAUGGCUUAUGAAAAAUUCGGUUUCAUGUUACUUUUCUGGAAUAUCGCUGGUGUUCCUUUCACCUAUUGCCAUUGUACUUUGUUCUUAUACUACCAUGAACCUUCGGAAUAUCAAUGGAGUAUUGCUUAUAAUGUUGCCUUAUUCGCUACUUUGACUAUUGCUUACUACUUUUUCGAUACUGGUAAUCGUCAAAAAAACAGUUUCAGAAGAAUCAUGUCAGGUAAUAAAAAUCUUCGUAAGACUUUCCCAUACUUACCAUUUUCUGAUUUGGAAAACCCUAAAUUUAUUAAAUGUGCAAACGGUUCUCUUCUUUUAACUGAUGGUUGGUACGUUUAUGCUCGUAAAGCUCAUUAUACUGCCGAUUGGAUUCAAUCCUUAACUUGGGCUUUAAUGUGUGGCUUUGCUUCUCCUUUCCCAUGGUUUUUCCCAGUUUUCUUUUUCAUUGUUUUAGUCCAUAGAGCUUACAGAGAUCAAAGAAAAUGUGCUAAGAAGUACGGCGCCGAUUGGGAUAAAUAUUUGGAAGCUUGUCCAUAUAUGUUUAUUCCUUAUGUUUGGUAAACAUAUAAUCAGAGAAUAUAAUUCCCUGUUUUCCUUUUUUUUACUAUGUAAAAGUCUGAAUAACUUAAUUCGUU
Molecule: messenger RNA, 1541 nt
Organism: Hyphopichia burtonii NRRL Y-1933
Lineage: Eukaryota; Fungi; Ascomycota; Pichiomycetes; Serinales; Debaryomycetaceae
Gene: ERG4
Product: delta(24(24(1)))-sterol reductase
Exons: 1
Coding region: 58-1467 (469 amino acids)
Biological process (GO): ergosterol biosynthetic process
Cellular component (GO): endoplasmic reticulum membrane
Molecular function (GO): Delta24(24-1) sterol reductase activity
Source: RefSeq, a predicted model, not a curated record